GAACCAUUGGGAGUCAGUACUGACUAUCAAGCACUUUCUGUGAUCAUUCCACCUCUGCCGUUUCUUGACAGCAGACCUGCCAUUUUCAUCUUGUUUCUCCACUGCAAAACAUUAACUAGAUGCAUCCUUAAUAGAAAUUGCUUGUUCAGUUCCUGAACAGGAUGCAGCCUGAGACAAUGCUGAUUAACGUGGAAGCAUUCUUUCAGAUAGUACCAUGUCUCACUUGCAGUUUAGAACGUGUGAACUUUUGUGAUACAAGGAGGAGCAUCACUGCAAAACCAGCAUUUUUGCCUGCAUACAAAGUUCCUGUCAUGUAUGGGCUGCUUUACAAAACAAGAGUGGUUCAGUUCUGCAUUUUCAUUGGUCUGCCAACAUUGAAGUCAGACUUGAUCUGCUGCAAACUGAAAAUUUGACAAAGAUACAGUUAUAUAUAACCGAAACACUGCUCCAGCAAAGAAUAAAUAUAUAUAAGCACU
This is a messenger RNA of Rubroshorea leprosula, 476 nucleotides long. NCBI's taxonomy places the organism in Eukaryota, Viridiplantae, Streptophyta, Magnoliopsida, Malvales, Dipterocarpaceae. The record is from the annotation of a GenBank genome assembly.